AUGAGGCGUCGCGAGGCAGCUUUCUCCAAUUUUUUCCAGUGGCCGGACUACAUCAACUUCAAGAGGAUCUGGAAAUCGGAGAAGGGCGAGGACAUCAAGGACCCUGACCGCACUCGUUCGUUCCUCUCGGGUCAAGACCUGUAUCUGAAGGCGCUGCGCGAAGUGGACGUGCAGGGUCGUGCAGCAUGCGACUGUCGGUGGUGCAGCGCCCCGGACGGACAAGCGGCGUGUAAGGGGAUGUGGGAACACCUGGGGACGUUUUCGGAAGCGCUGGCAUGCCCAAAGGUGGACCUACGAGAGGGGGACCCGGAGGAUGAGGUUGGCUUCAUGGGACGGAAGCCGGCCUGCAGUGCUAUGGAGUGCACGCUCUGUGGGUUUGGGAAGGAAGGGGGCAUCCCGACCUGCAAGGCGCUGGAAACGUCGCAACAGGUUGUCAAAUGGACCCGGUAUGAAGACGUUGAGAGGCCCGGGAAGAAGCCCCUGCAAAACCAACAAGUCGAGAAGGAGGGCAAGCUCUGCGACCUGUGGGCGGACUUCAAGAAGCACAGUAAGCUGUACAUCGCUCAUCAUGCGAAGGCCAAGUGGCAGACAAACUCUCAUGGGCUCUGCUUGAGCACGUUUCAAGACGGCGAUAUCAUUGCCGACUACUACUUGGAUGGGCCCGGAAGUGAUGCAACUGCCGCCGCUCGGGAAGCCCAACGGAUCCCCCGCAUGCACAUGUUCACGGACGGGUGCGCCAAGCAGUACAAGGGGAGGCGCAACUUCCGUUUUCUGGCUGACAGUGUGCGGCAGCUUGGCUUUAUCGUCGAACACCAUUUUGCGGCCACCUCUCACUUCAAAGGCUGCCACGACGGGAUCGGCGGUGUGGCGAAGAACGCCAUGAGGAUGUCCGAGCAACGUGGCGAUCUCAUCGCAGGGGCGGCUGGUGUGGUGAAAUUCUUGAAAGAGUACGUUGACCACAUCGGGGUUGGGAACAAGGAGCUCGCGGACUACUUCUCCACGUGGUCGCCGUAUCGCAUCCGGCGUGUGCAUGUGAAGCUCAUCGGGCUGGGCGCUGUCUACAGGCCGGAGCAGCAGCUAAAAGGCAUCACAGGUACUCGAGACGCCUACCUCUUUGUAGGGGCCAACGCGGGGCUUACGGACCGCGCGACCACGACUAGGCGGGGGAGAGACGAAAGCGUUCCGGACGUGAUGGAGAAAGAUUGGUCACUGGCGAUGGGAACGGACGUGGGGGAGGUGGAGGGGACGGAGCUCACAGUGAAAAGGGCAAGGUCGUAUGUGCCGUGGAGCCCGGCGUGGGAAAGGGGCGGGGCUACGGGAGAGGAGAGCCAGCAUGAAGGUGAGGGGGGGGAUGGGGGGGGGGCGGGGACGGGGCAAGGGGGCGACUCCGGCGGCGUCAAGCGGGGGGGCAGGAAGAGGAAGAGGGAUGGCCGCCGCACGGACCCUGGUGACGAGAAGGGAGAGGAGGAGGAGAGGGAAAAGACGUGGGGGGAUGGGUCUGCCGGUGCAAGACGGAGCGGCAGGGCGCGGAGGCCCAAAGCGCUUUUCACGUUGGUGGAGGGGUAUGAGGAAGAGGAGAAGGAAAGCGAUGUGGAAGGGGAGAAGGAGGGGGAGGGGAACGCGGAGGGGGAGAGGGAGGAAGAGGAGGAAGUAGAGUCGGAGAGGGAGGAAACGGAGCGGGGGUGCGAGGUGGUUCGCGCCGAGAAGGUCAUCCUCGCCCACGAGCUUUACACCUCGGCCGCGUCUUGCUUUUGCUCAGCGUGCCGACGGCGCGAGUACAACAUGUGCUUUACGAAUAGCAUGUAUCCGGGGCAAGUCCCCGUGCUUAAAGCAGACGAAGUUGAGGAGACGGUCAUUAGGGUCACUGGGGUAGAUCCUGUGGUUGGAGUUGACCCCGUCCCUGGUAGCAAGAGAAAAUCGAAAGCAAUCGUGUUCGGCAAGGAAGAUUUCUGUGUGAUAAAGAGGGUGCCUGGUACGUAG
This is a messenger RNA of Ectocarpus sp. CCAP 1310/34, 1980 nucleotides long. The record is from the annotation of a GenBank genome assembly. Lineage: Eukaryota; Phaeophyceae; Ectocarpales; Ectocarpaceae.